Messenger RNA from Ornithodoros turicata, 922 nucleotides. RefSeq names its product protein-L-isoaspartate(D-aspartate) O-methyltransferase-like. Gene Ontology annotation, cellular component: cytoplasm. The record is from RefSeq and is a predicted model, not a curated record. Gene Ontology annotation, molecular function: protein-L-isoaspartate (D-aspartate) O-methyltransferase activity. NCBI's taxonomy places the organism in Eukaryota, Metazoa, Arthropoda, Arachnida, Ixodida, Argasidae. The coding region runs from base 73 to 819 and encodes 248 amino acids. The transcript is spliced from 8 exons. Gene Ontology annotation, biological process: protein modification process.
GGCGAAGCGCGCGCUGUUACUUGUUCGUGCUCAGCGCACGCUCGUCGGAAUGUUUGGUAACCACAGAACCCGAUGCUGCGUCAAGCAUUCGUCGCCUCCGUUCUAGCGAUAUCUCUCGCAUGUCCAGCAAUGGCUUGGCUAUCCUUUCAUGGCCUCAAUAACAAUGAAUUGGUCAACUACUUAAAAAGGGCUGGAAUAGUUGUCAGCGACAGAGUGGAAAGCGUCAUGAAAUCUGUGGACCGCGGAAACUACACCAGCCACAAUCCGUACGAGGAUUCGCCACAGCAAAUCGGGUACGCUGUUACCAUCAGCGCUCCGCACAUGCACGCCCAGGCACUAGAAUCCCUGAAGGAUCAUCUGCACGAUGGUGCCAGGGCGCUAGAUGUCGGAUCCGGCAGCGGCUACUUAACGGCUUGCAUGGCUUUGAUGAUCGGCAACAACGGAUUGGUUGUAGGCAUCGAUCACAUUCCAGAGUUGGUGAACAUGUCUAUCAAGAACAUCAAGAAGGAUCAACCGGGCCUUAUCGAGUCCCAGAGGAUCAAGAUGAUUGUUGGAGAUGGCCGAGAUGGAUUCGCUCCGGACAGUCCCUACGAUGCCAUUCAUGUUGGAGCGGCCGCCCCGGAAUUGCCCAUGAAGCUGCUGCAGCAGUUGAAGACUGGAGGUCGCAUGAUCUGUCCGGUUGGUCGCGGAAGCUUCAGCCAGACACUGGAGCAAAUUGACAAGCUUCCAGACGGGACGGUGAAGAGAACCGAGCUGGCUGACGUGGCGUUUGUGCCACUCACGGACAGAGAAUCCCAAUGGCCCUCUAACAGAGCCUAAACAGAUGGACAGACAAGCUGCAAGAGGGCUCAGCAGUUGUCCUGCAAAUGUUACCGUGCCAAAUAUAAUCUCGCGAUAGACUUGCAUAAACGUUCUUCGUUCA